This is a messenger RNA of Paramecium tetraurelia, 480 nucleotides long. RefSeq lists its product as uncharacterized. The transcript has a single exon. The record is from RefSeq and is a predicted model, not a curated record. NCBI's taxonomy places the organism in Eukaryota, Ciliophora, Oligohymenophorea, Peniculida, Parameciidae.
AUGACCUUAACAUAUGAGUUAAAUGUUUCAUAAAUAGUGAUUUCUAACUUCUUAAAUAUUUUGUUGUAUUUCAACAUUUUUAGACUCUAUUUUAAUUAGGGUAAUAUUAUUUUUGACUCUUGUAAAUAGUUUUCAGAAUCAAAUUAUUUUAAUUUUAAACCCUUCUUCAGAUACAAAUCUAAUUUCAAAAUUUCUUAUAAAAAUCUAUCUGAAAUCGAAUUAAUCUUACAAACCUCUAAUAUUUGGAGGUUGUCUAUAGUUAUGAUUUAUAGAGAAUAUUUUAAAGAAAGAAAGUAUAUUUUCAAUGUUUAACCUCAAAUUAUGAUUAAAGGUAAAGCUUCGCUAAAGAAUUUGAUAAGAAAGUAAGGAAUUCAUCAACCGUUUUAAAAUGUUUCUUAUAUAGUAAAUUAAUCCUCUUAAAAUGCUUUCAAUGACAUCAGUUUCCACUUUACUUUUCAUUUUACAGAAUAUUCUGUUUGA